This is a messenger RNA of Paramuricea clavata, 2016 nucleotides long. NCBI's taxonomy places the organism in Eukaryota, Metazoa, Cnidaria, Anthozoa, Malacalcyonacea, Plexauridae. The record is from the annotation of a GenBank genome assembly.
AUGGCGACCAAGACGUCGAAUAGUUCUGUUUUCAAAGAUUGCGUUCUCGAAAUGGAAGACAGUGAGGUCGCCCAGGUUGUUCAGCUAACGAAAAGUGAUUCCGUCAACAUAGUGGAUCUCCAUCCCUUCUUUGGUAACAAUUACAACAACCAGCUGUUCGGAGACUUUGAAAUUUCAUUAGUGAAUCCCAUUGGCCGUGAAAUUAUACGUACACUUGACACAGAAUUUAAUGGCUUUGUCACGUGGACUUUGAAUGCUGGAAGAAAAAACGUCGAAUUACGUGUCCACGAAAGUCCUAAAGACUGCACUAAAACUAAACGACUGAUUAUACACGAGUUUGUGGCCAAGAGUAUUUUCGAGCGAAUUGUCAGUAACAUGAAGCAGCUAACAGAUUACAAAAUUUGCUAUUCAUUUCCGCGCCGGCGUAAUCGUCGUGAUAGUAGUACCCGACUUUGCAAACCUGACGACUUCACGAAACUCUACUGGCAUAAUGAUUACUAUUUAUUGUAUACCACGUAUAUGUUGUUCUUCCUCUUUCCAAUUUGUUUUUCGUGGUUGCUAUUCUCUCUUUUAUCUUAUACUUUGUUUGACCUAAAACAUCCCGAAUAUUAUAAGCUUGAGGAUAACCUGAUGUCUCCCACUUCUCUUCUUCUUAAAAUUUUUUGGGAAGAAAAAGGUUGGGUAAUAUCGUUUUUUCGUAGGUUAAUAAUAAUGUGGUUCUUAACAUAUAUCACCUGGUGCUAUAUUCCGAAUCCUGUAUUUCAAUAUACGCGUUAUGUCGUGCUCUACUCCACAUUAUCGAUACCGUUUUCACGUGUUUUCCUGACACCCAUGAUAUCAAUUUUAAUUCUCGAGAAAAGAGCAAAUGGAAAUCCCGUGCAAAACAUUCCACCCUUUUGUUGUCACAACUUUGGUGACUGUGUUAAUUGCGUAACUUUGCCAUUUAACCUAAAGUUUUGGAAGAAUAUAAUAAUGGGUUCUGAACGUGAACAUGAACGUAGACAGCCUAUUCGUAAAAGUUUAAAAAGGAUAGGGAUUUGCCUCCUUUCAGUCUGUGUUCUCUUUCCUUUACUUCUUAUUACACAAUCUAUAUGUUUUUUUUGUUAUCAAACGUUUACAAUCCUAUGGCUUCUAUUGCAGUCAGAAUACAUGCACACUGACGCUGAUACCGACACACCAUCUUGGAAAAAGGUGUUAAUUUGCCUCAACAAUGGUCUAACCAUGCUCAGCUUUGUAUUUUUGAUAAUUCAAAUUCUUUUCAUAUUGGUAUUCGCGAUACAUUCUCUUCUGUUGGGACUUUUUUUAAAUCUUAAUUUCUUCAUUCCUUAUUUUGCAUGUGCUUCUGUCUUAACGUUCUAUUGUCAUAGUUAUUGGAAGUCACUGGAAGAGAAAUAUUUGGAAUUAAAGCGAAUAAUUUACGAUGCAUGCCGGGACAGACAAGGCGAUAAUCAUGACGGAAAUACCAGCAAUCUACAAGGCGAUGAUAAUGAUGAAGGAAAUACCAGCAAUCUACCGGGACAAAACGAAACAGCAUUACCUGUGGUGUCAAAAGAGGUUUAUGAAAUAAUUAGAGAGAAAUUUUUACCUUACCAUACAAACAUAUUUUAUUUUAUUUUGAAAGUAUUGUGGGUUGUUGCCUUCUCGUGUGGCAUUUUUGAGCUAGUGAACAUGCUUCAUGCAUUUCACAUUGCCGCUGCAGUUCAAGUCGUGACAACGGCAGGUGUCGGUAUCAUGCCCCACGUGUUCAAUAUGGUAGCCUUGAAAAUAAGCAAAGAAAAAGACAAAGCAUGGAAUGAAAAAUUAAAGUUAAAUGUGAAAUACAUCUUGAAAGGACGAAUUGAAGAACGAGCUAAGACAGUUUUAAUAAUACAAGAUAGUGAUGACACGGUAGCUGGAAAUUUGACGAUAUGUUCACAACUUAAGGCCGCAGCUAAAAAUGAAGCCAAUAAUUAUGAACGAAUUCCAAUACCUUUGUGUGAUAUUAACCUGAAUCCAGUUUCAAAGGUAGAUGCUUAG